Condylura cristata (star-nosed mole) is the source of this 641-nucleotide messenger RNA. It is a transcript of the gene RNASEH2C, whose product is annotated as ribonuclease H2, subunit C. Gene Ontology annotation, biological process: RNA catabolic process. The coding region runs from base 49 to 546 and encodes 165 amino acids. NCBI's taxonomy places the organism in Eukaryota, Metazoa, Chordata, Mammalia, Eulipotyphla, Talpidae. Gene Ontology annotation, cellular component: ribonuclease H2 complex. The record is from RefSeq and is a predicted model, not a curated record. The transcript is spliced from 4 exons.
UUACGCGCCAGCUUUGGCCUCAGCCAGCGAGACGCGGAAACGCUGAGGAUGGACAGCAGCGACGAGAGGGCGGUAGAGAAGCAGCGUGUCCACUUACGCCCCGACACGCUGCGCGACGCCGCGCCCGGCACGUUGCACCUCCUGCCCUGCGAGAUCCCAGUUAGCCGGCCCGCCCCGGUGGGGUGCUACUUCACCCCGGCCAUCCGGCAGGGCGCUCACGGACUCGAAGCGUCGUUUCGCGGCCGCAGCCUCCGGGGCGAGGAAGUGAGGGUGCCGCCUGGCCUCGUCGGCUACGUGGUGAUGGAGGAGGAGGGGGCGGUGGCGCCGGGGGAGCCUUACUUGUCGGGGAGUGCCGAGCAGGAGCCGGCGGAGCCCCCGGAGGCGCUGGAGCGGGACUUCGACCGCUUUAUGGGAGCCACGGCCAGUUUCAGCGGCUUCACCCUGUGGGGCCUGGAGACCGUCCCCGGCCCGGACGCCAAAAUGCGCGGGGCCCUGACCUGGCCCAGCCUCGCUGCCGCGAUUCACGCACAGGUGCCUGAAGACUGACCCAGGGCCUGAAAUUGAGAGCGCCGACCCCUUCACCCCAAUAAACCAACUGUUCAUUUUGGAGCCCUGAUUCACUCCAAUAAACAAGCUCUUCG